AAUUGCAUAAGUUGGACGAAGAAGAGUAAAGCUGAGCGCGCGCGAAACAACAACAAAGAUGGCCUCCAAAGCAGGUCGUCGAGGGACGAAACGCAAACCAGAAGCUAAAAAGGAGGAAGACAACACCUCCACUGAGAAGAAGGCCAGAGGAGAAGAUGCCAGUGUUGAAGCUGGUUUAAAGGUGGUCAUUGAACAUUGUAAAAGCUGACGAGUGUACGGGCGUAAUGCAGAGGAGGUGAAGUCUGCCCUCCUGGCUGCCCGCCCUGAGCUGACGGUGGUCUUCAACCCAGAGAAACCCCGCAGGAACAGCUUUGAGAUCACUCUGCUGGAUGGAUCCAAAGAAACCCCAUUGUGGACUGGAAUAAAGAAGGGUCCACCUCGAAAGUUGAAGUUUCCCCAACCUGAUGUUGUAGUUGCUGCUUUGAAAGAUGCUUUGAAGACCAAAUAGGUGGAUGUGCAGGAAAUGCGAUUGGUGGAAGCAUAAUGAUGAAGAGUGAUGAAGGAGAUGUUCUCAGUCCCUCUUCUGACAAACCAAGCUCCAACCAUUGACUUCUGGGCACACACUGCCACCUAGUGGAUCAUCUCUGCUUUCUCAAAUCCUUCUGUUGAAAGUUUUUGUUCAAAUGGUUCUACCUGUGAUUUAAAGCUACGUGUUUUUUUUAUUGGUGUAGCUUAAUAAAAAGGAAAAUAUGUUUUCUCUA
Molecule: messenger RNA, 701 nt
Organism: Oryzias melastigma (Indian medaka)
Lineage: Eukaryota; Metazoa; Chordata; Actinopteri; Beloniformes; Adrianichthyidae
Gene: selenoh
Product: selenoprotein H
Exons: 5
Cellular component (GO): Golgi apparatus
Source: RefSeq, a predicted model, not a curated record